Messenger RNA from Dufourea novaeangliae, 2781 nucleotides. RefSeq names its product transcription factor kayak (gene kay). The record is from RefSeq and is a predicted model, not a curated record. Gene Ontology annotation, biological process: regulation of transcription by RNA polymerase II. The transcript is spliced from 3 exons. Gene Ontology annotation, molecular function: RNA polymerase II cis-regulatory region sequence-specific DNA binding; DNA-binding transcription factor activity, RNA polymerase II-specific. NCBI's taxonomy places the organism in Eukaryota, Metazoa, Arthropoda, Insecta, Hymenoptera, Halictidae. The coding region runs from base 395 to 1519 and encodes 374 amino acids. Gene Ontology annotation, cellular component: nucleus.
UCAGUGUAAGAGAGGCGUCGGUGGAGGACGCAGUGGUGACGAACUCUUUCGGACAGUGAGAAAACGAAGACGAGCGAACGAGCGCGAGGGAGGAGAAUCGAGAGAGUGGCGAGAGAAAAGAGAGACGAUAGGAUAUAGGGGAAGGGAGGCAGGCGCACACCGACGUCCCGAACGACGAUCCCUCACGAACGAACGAUCGACUGAAGUUACUUUUUUCUACUUUAAACCUCACCCCACCCCCCUCAUCCCCUCCUUUCAUAACCCGCGCGUGGAGACGACGAGUUUCGCGCUGGUUCCUUGGAUCCCAUAUUCCCUCCCGUUCAUUCCUUUUAUUUAAUUUCUUUCUUUCGACGACACGAAACGAACACUGAACGAAUAACCGAUACCUCGAGCUAUGGCAGCCACCGCCAUGGAUCCAGUCGACAUUGCUAAUAUCCUCGCGCAGGAACUGCUUUAUCAGCAGUUGGUAUCCUUGGACGGAUUACACAGCGGAGUGCCGACCAGAACGACGCCGACGCUGACGCCGACGACGCUCCGCAGUAUCGAGCAGACGUUCUUGGAGCUGACCAGCGAGUCAGCGUCGCACAGUCGCGAGGCCGGGUUCGUGCCGCCCCUGGUCGAGCCGUCGCAACCGACGCCGGCACAAACGCAAAACACGACGGCGCAUCACAUAAUCGCCAACACCGCCACGAGUGCCGCCCCCGUGGCACAGAGCACCACCACCCUCGUGGAGGGCCCUCAUAAUCAGACGGAACCGCAACAACAGCAGCAAACGGCGAGGCGCAACAUGGGCGGCAGAAGGCCCACCAGAACGAUCGGGAUGAGCCCGGAGGAGGAGGAACGACGGCAGAUCCGCCGGGAGAGGAAUAAGAUGGCAGCAGCACGAUGCCGCAAGCGACGAAUGGAUCACACCAAUGCCCUGCUAGAAGAGACUGAGGGUUUGGAACAGAAGAAACAGUGCUUGCAAGAGGAGAUCCACCAGCUGCAACAGGCGAAAGACGAGCUAGAGUUCAUCUUGCAAGCCCACAGAGCCGUUUGUCGGAUUCGUUCCGCGUCCCCGCCGGAUGUGAAGCCGGUGAUAAAACCGUCGGCGGGCCUUCCAGCCGAGGAUCAAUUCGCCGAGAACGAUAACAGCCUGACGAAACAGGAGACAGCAGCAGCGAACGCGAACUUGAGACCGAACCGACCGAACUCGUUGCCGGUCGGGUUCGACAACAACAACCGACCGAAUUCCUUGCCUAUCUUCAACGAGCCGAAAGAGAGACCCGACACGUUGCCGUUCAAAACGGUCGAGACACCGGCGUUCAUGAAACCGUCGCUGGACGUGGCCGGUAUGCCGAUCACCACGCCGACCAGCGGUAUACCGUUCAAUUUCGAAUCCCUGAUGGAAGGUGGCACCGGUCUGACGCCAGUCUCCACGCCAAUGAUACCGUCCUGCUCGACGCAGCAGAGGAACAACCUGUCCGCGGUUGAUCUGAGCUCACCGGACGCAAAUCCACCGAAGCUCGUGAGCUUGUGACGCCAGGCAGACCUCGAGUACGGAUCGAACGAGGACGAUCCGGAAUGAAUGGGGUCGUGUUUCACUUGCUACAAAUAUUACUUUUUUUUGCGGACGAAUCGUAGAAUGUACAGGAGGAGGGAGGAGGAACCAUGACGCGAAAGGAAGCUUGACGAAGUUCUUUUCUACAUCACCAGAGAGAGAAAGAGACAGUUGCCAUACCGUCGUCGACCACUGAGAAGAAUAUAAAUUGAUCUUUGUCGGGCAGUAUUAAAACGAGGAGAAAGAGGAGGAGGAUACCUCGCUCCGCAUCCUUUUGCAACGAAUAAUCUGUCUUUUCUCCAAUUAUUCCGCGUUCCCCCGUUAGACCGAGCGCCGAUCCACGUAUUCUCCGUUGGACACCGGGAAACGCCGCGAGUGCCCGGAUGCAUUUCUCCGACAAUUGGAAACGUGUUUCACAAUACACACACGCGAGACACUUCGUCGACAGUGAAGCUUUUUGACUCGUUUGUAAAAGCGGAAACGAACAAGUACGAUGCAAUAAAAGUGAUGUCGUUGCACUCUGUUCUAUUUUAUUGUAUAUUCGACGGACAUGUUUUUGUAACGAUCACUCAGUACCCGGACGGGUUACCAUUGUCACGAGAUUUUGUGGUAAACGUUCGCGUUCGAUCCGUGUUUUCAUGAAAAUUCAGUAUUGUACGCCUGUAAAACGUGUGAACCCGUCGAGGCAAGCUCUCUGGUUUGUGCUUUACUACGACCACAACAGCGGAGGAGGAAACCUUUCUGAUUCGUUUUUGAGGCUGAAAAAGAGGGGGAGUUCUCUUGUGUCUGCGUAUUAGGCGGCGUGAAUCAGUAGCCGGAAAAUACAUUCGAGGAGCGAAGUAUUUUUUCUUUUACAGCUUGAGGGGGUAAUGCUAGUGUCAAAUAUGUAAAAAAAAAAAACCGCCGAUUGGUAUGAAAAGAAAAAAAAUUUCAACCAGAUUAUCGAAUUACAGUAUCUGAGAAUGUAAUGAAAUUUACGUAACUAGGUUUACUAAAAUAAGUUAAACUAAAUUUAUAUAAAUUAUAGAUACAAAACUGCAUACCGAUAUCUCCAGUAGUUUUUCCGCAACGAAAUUCCGAAGCUUUCGGUUUUUCUUACCCCCUCUGGCAAAUAGUCGCGGACGAUAACGGUUAUCAGCGCGCGCAAGUGAUAUGUAUUUGUAUUUAAACUCGUAACGUUUCACGCAAACAAAUUAGGAUGUAACGACGAGCAUAUAAUAAGAUUGUCAUUUUAUUCGUUU